ACAGAGGGGCGGGGCGCGCGCGCACACACACACACACACACACACACACACACACUCUUAUGGAGCUCAACGUUUUCCCGCACGAGUCGGUGUCGGUGCACCGGACUGAGAGGAUCGAUGCGCACCAGCGGAACCAUGGCAACGGGUUUCUGCCUCGUGAAGGCGUGUGACGCAGCGGAUCGGCGGUAGGUCUGCCGCUCCCCAGUGAACCAUGUCCUCCUCCUCCUCCUCCUCCCCGUCCUCCUCCUCCCCGUCCCCGUCCUCUUCCUCGGAGCUGCCCUACUUUUGUCCUCGCUGUGGCGACGAGUUCCGCUUCUCGUCGGUCCCCGAGCUCCGGGCUCACCUGGUCAGCCGGCACACGUACGAGACGCUGCUGGUGCUGUCGCAGGCUCGGGUCCGAAGCUCCAGGCCGGGGGUCCUCCUCCCACUCCCCGGCCCCGCCGGGCCCCCGAGACAGAGCUCAUCCGUGGGCCUCCCCCUGCCGCUCGCCUGCCUGGAUCUCGCCUCGUCGUCUGCCUCCGUCAAACUGCUCAGGGAAAUGUUUGGCUCCCGCCACCGCGCCCCCCCUCCGGCGGAGCCCUCCGCCGCUCUGGCCUUGCCCGGUGCUCUGGACACUUUUGCUGGGAAGGAACUGGCCAGGGUCCUGGAGUUCGGGCUGUCGGUGGGCAUCGGGCUGGAGGAGCGACUGGGCCUGGGGCGGGACUGCAAAAUCGCCCGGACUUUCGCGGAGGUGGAGGAGAGGGUGAACCGCCGCGUGGGCCGGCUGAGGGCGGCGCUGCAGCGGAGGGAGGCGGAGCUGCAGCGGGCGAGGCGUGACGGGGAGCGACUGAGGAGCGAGAAGCAGGAGGUGGAGCAGAGGGCCACGUACCUGUCCAGACAGGUGUCGGCUGCUGCGGAGAUGAUGGAGCGACUGACCAAAGAUCUGCGGGGAAAAGAAAAGGAGCUGAACGAACGACAACAGGAGGUGGUCGACAUCGAGUGUUUCCUGAGGGCGACGGCAGAGAAAGAAGCCGAGGCCAAAACCAGACUCCAGAUGUUCAUCGAGGCGUUGUUGGAGCGAGCCGACCGCGCCGAGCGCCAGCUGCUGCGGCUCAACGCGCACGCGGACCACAACCACUACGCACGCCGCCACGACAAGUACGCGUACGCUGACCCGUACGCACCCUCCGAGGUGUACACACCGGGACCGGGCCGCGGGGGACGCAGCCUCGACGACGUGAUGCAGGGAACCGUCGGCAACCGGAGGAGCUACAGUGUCUCCGGCUCCUGCCGACUGGAGGAGCAGCUGCACCAGCAUCACUACAGCGGACACACGGGGCGAAUGCGAACCUCGUCGCUGGGUUCGGGGGGGUGGGACUGUGAUGGGGGGCUGGUCCACCUCCUCCACCCGCCUCACUACCCUCCGCCCUGGACCCGACCAGAGAGAGGAGGAGACGGGAGGAGAGAGAGAUUCUGGGUCGGGGAAGGAGGAUGGGGAAGAACAUGGAAUAACAGAAGCCGUCGUCACCACAGCACAGAGGAGGAUGAAGAGGAGGAGGAUGAAGAGGAGGAGGAUGAAGAGGAGGGGUGCUGGAGCAGUGCUGACAUGAGGAGGCUCGUCUUCGCCCGGCGACACACACCUGGAUCAGACGUCCUCUCCUCCCCAGGCUCCACCCCAUCCUGUCGCCAUGCCGACAGGCAGCUGGGGGCGGACCGCCUGAGGCUGAGGGCGGGCCUCUUCUGCGUCUUCCCAUAUUUGGACGUGCGCUCGUUGCUGUGUGCGGCCGAGACGUGCUCCGAUUGGCGGUUCGUCGCCAGGCACCCGGCGGUUUGGACACGCCUGCGGCUGGAGAGCGCCCGGGUGUCGGCCGAGUUCCUGACCACUCUGUCCCAGUGGUGCACUCAGACUCAGUCCGUCGUCCUCGACAACCUGAAACCACGAAGCAGACGAGCCAAUGAGACGCGAGAGGAUUACCACAGGGACACCAGGGGCAGCGUGGAGCCGGGGCUGGAGGCCCUGCUGCGGUCAGCAGGGGGCAGUCUGCUCCACCUGUCUGUGUCCCAGUGUCCACACGUCCUCACCGACCGGACGCUGUGGUUGGCCAGCUGCUACAGCAGGAACCUGCAGACGCUCACCUACAGGAGUUCAUCUGACCCUCUGGGUGCCGAGGUUCUCUGGGCCCUGGGUGCAGGCUGCAGGAACAUCAGCAGCCUGCAGGUGGCGCCGGCUCAUCCCUGCCAACAACCAACUCGCUUUGGAAACCGAUGCCUGCAGACGAUUGGUCGAUGCUGGCCACACCUCUGCUCGCUCAGUGUGGGCGGGGCCGGCUGUGGGACUCAGGGAUUGGUCGCCGUUGUGCGUACCUGUGCUCACCUGCAGGUGUUGGAGUUGGAGCGUGUCACUGACCUCGGCCUGCAGGUGGCGACUGAGCUGUGCGAGGUCGGACUGAAGGGUCUGCAUACGCUGAUUCUGUCACACACACCCGUCAGCGGUCAGGCCAUCCUGCACUUCCACAGUGAGUGUGGUGACCUCAGGUCCAUCAAGGUCGUCGUCUCGGCGUCAGAUUACUUUGAGGAGCCAGAGACGCAGGAAGCUCGGCACCUGUUUGGGGAAAUUCUCUGCACAUUGAAGGUUCUUCAGCAGCGUCCUGGACUGUGUGACGUCCUGCAGGUCAAAGCAGAAGGAUUCUGCUGACCUCGACACACACACACACACACACACACACACACACACACACACACACACACACACACACACACACACACACACAC
Scophthalmus maximus (turbot) is the source of this 2751-nucleotide messenger RNA. RefSeq names its product F-box only protein 41-like. Lineage: Eukaryota; Metazoa; Chordata; Actinopteri; Pleuronectiformes; Scophthalmidae. The record is from RefSeq and is a predicted model, not a curated record. The transcript has 16 exons. Gene Ontology annotation, molecular function: protein binding. The coding region runs from base 212 to 2674 and encodes 820 amino acids.